Molecule: messenger RNA, 2731 nt
Organism: Phyllostomus hastatus (greater spear-nosed bat)
Lineage: Eukaryota; Metazoa; Chordata; Mammalia; Chiroptera; Phyllostomidae
Gene: SERPINA10
Product: serpin family A member 10
Exons: 5
Coding region: 286-1608 (440 amino acids)
Biological process (GO): negative regulation of endopeptidase activity; blood coagulation
Molecular function (GO): serine-type endopeptidase inhibitor activity
Source: RefSeq, a predicted model, not a curated record
CACAUUCGGGGAUAGAGGGGCCACUGAUGAGUUUGGGAAGCCUCUCCCCCUGUCCCUGGUUUUCCAGAAACGCCCCCAUCUCCGAGCAGGAUGUUAAUCAGUAAUGGUCCCACGGGCAGCCGCGUACUUUGGAAGGGUAAAUAUUUGCUGCAGGCUUCCAGCAACAAACCCCAGCCUGCUGUCUUUGCCCUGAAUGAAGGACCUUCCCAGGCACCGGGGGCCACUCACUGGAAGUCUCGCCGCUGAAGAGAAGCGCUCGCUCCUCGGGCCUCCACGGCUGACCAGAUGACGGCGGCGGCGCUGCGGCUCCUGCUCCCCUGCCUCCUGGCCAAGGCGUGGCUGGUAUGCGGCUUGGCCCCCAGCUCCCGGCCACCGGGGGCCCAGGCAGGGCCGGAGACUCUGCAGCCCCCCGCCAACCGGCAUGAGGCCCUCCAGGGAGUGCAGGCCCCUGAAGAGGAGCAGGAGAAGGAGCCCUGGCUGACGGCCAGCGAGCGCCAGCUCUGCGAGGACACCUUCAACCUGGGGUUCAGCCUGCUGCGCAAGAUCUCCAUGAGGCACGAAGGCAACGUGGUCUUCUCGCCGCUCAGCCUGUCCUCGGCCAUGGCGGCCCUGACGCUGGGGGCCAGAGGGCAGACCAAAGCCCAGCUGGAGGGCAGGCUCCUGCAGACCCGGAACGGGACCAGGCCCGGGCACCUGCCCACCCUCCUCCGGCGGUUCAGGGAGCGCCUCUCCCACAACCGGGAGCUGGGCCUCGUGCAGGGGAGCUUGGCCUUCAUCCACGAGGAUUUCGAUAUCAAAGAGACCUUCCUCAACCUAUCCAAGAGGUAUUUCGAUACGGAGUGUGUGACGAUGAACUUUCGCAAUGCCUCGCAGGCCCAAGGGCUCAUGGACCAUUACAUCAACAAGGAGACGGAGGGGAAGAUCCCCAAACUCUUGGUUGAGAUUAACCCCGACACCAAGUUAAUCCUCGUGGAUUACAUCUUCCUCAAAGGGAGGUGGCUGACCCCGUUCGACCCCGUGUUCACCGAGGCCGGCACUUUCCGCCUGAGCAAGUACCAGGCGGUCACGGUGCCCAUGAUGUUCAGGGCGGGCAGCUUCGCCUCCACCUUCGAUAGGAACCUGCGCUGCCACGUGCUCAAACUGCCCUACCGAGGGAACGCCACCAUGCUGGUGGUCCUCAUGGAGAAGAUGGGGGACCACCUGGCCCUGGAAGACUACCUGACCUCAGACCUGGUGGACUCGUGGCUGAGGAACAUGAAGACCAGAAACAUGGAAGUUUUCUUUCCGAAGUUCAAGUUAGAUCAGAAGUAUGAGAUGCAUGAACUGCUUAAGCAGAUGGGAAUCAGAAAGAUCUUCUCCCCCUGGGCCAGCCUGAGCGAGCUCUCAGCUACUGCGAGAAAUCUGAAAGUAACUAAGGUUUUACAGAAAUCAGUGAUCGAGGUCAACGAGAAGGGCACCGAGGCCAUGGCGGGCACGCUGUCAGAAAUCAUCGCCUACGCCUUGCCCCCCCUCAUCAAGGUGAACCGGCCAUUCCACUUCAUGAUCUAUGAAGAAGCUUCCAGACUGCUUCUCUUUCUGGGCAGGGUGGUGAACCCCACUCUGCUGUGAGGGAUGACGCGCCCGCGUUCGACGUGCACAGCGGGUGCGGAGUGCGAGCCGUGGGAACCCACACACGACACCGGCUCCGGGCGGCGGAAGAGAGGGGCCCGGGUCCUCUGCGGGUCCGAGCCGCUCCUAGGUAAACCCGCAUAGUACAUGCAAACUUACCUGAAGGGGAUGUUCGGACCACCUGCUUGGUAUUUUAAGCCUGUUCCUAAGGACUAGCCUGGUGGAGUGUCUUUACCUUUCUCUGUUUCUCACGCAUCUGGACUCCAAACAUGGUAGACAAGGACACUGUUCCCAGAGGAAGCCUCUGGGAGGAAGAGUCGUCCACACGCUCCAUGAGUCACGCGCUCGACUCUUUACUUCCCUCUGGUGCACAGUGUUUUCUCGUAAUCUGGGGUAGAAUCAUUUCUUGCUGACUAAAAUCGUGGAGAGCAGGACCAAUACAAUGUCACUGGUCAGACCAAAAGAGCAUAAAGUAUAGAAACCAAAGUGGAGUCACUCGUGUUAACCAAGAGGGCUGCCAGUCAGCCAUGACACUUUGGCUCAAGAGGGAAAACACCUAAGUCAGCGCAGACACAUCUGGCAAGGAGACCCACCUAAGGUAUCUGUCUGCACAUGUGGUCAGAACGGCCGUGUCUGCAGAGCGGGACCGCCCCCAGAUGGGCUCCUGGGGAAGGUCUGUACUUGCCAUCAGGGGUGCCAAGACCCUUAUCAAAGGACCCAGAAGCGUGGAGUGCGCCACUUUCAAGGGCAUAACCGAGGCAGGCCCCAGACCACUGCCGAGACACCAGAGGGCUGCUCCACGCCACGCUGGUCUCCCCUGGCACCGGCCACCGGAGGCUCUGCCCUGCUGGACUGAGGACUUCGCCUGCCCUGCUGCCCGCCCGGCUCCAGAGACCCUUCCUUACAAGACGCCGACGACUCCCUUGUUCCCGUGCUGCCUCCCCGACCUGCAGACCGAGACUCGGGGACUCGGGUUCGUGAUCCCCCACUGAUUGCUGUGUGUGUGUGUGUGUGUGUGCGUGUGUGUGCACACGUGUGCGAUAUUUCUCCUGGAUCGUUAGUGUGGGCCGGAUAUUAACGUGUAUUGAUGAAUCUGCCUUCAAUAAAAGCUGAGUGAACGGCA